CAGUGCUAUUGUCCCCGGGCCUGGCCCUGAGCGGGGUUGCGGCCGCCCGCUCCGCGGAAGAUGCCGGACCAAGCCCUUCAACAGAUGCUGGACAGAAGUUGCUGGGUAUGUUUUGCCACCGAUGAAGAUGAUAGAACAGCGGAAUGGGUGAGACCAUGCAGAUGCAGAGGAUCUACUAAGUGGGUUCACCAGGCUUGUCUGCAACGCUGGGUGGAUGAAAAGCAAAGAGGAAACAGUACAGCCAGAGUGGCAUGUCCUCAGUGCAAUGCUGAAUACCUAAUAGUUUUUCCAAAGUUAGGUCCAGUCGUUUAUGUCUUGGAUCUUGCAGAUAGACUGAUCUCAAAAGCUUGCCCUUUUGCUGCAGCAGGAAUAAUGGUUGGAUCUAUCUAUUGGACAGCUGUGACUUAUGGAGCAGUGACAGUGAUGCAGGUUCACCAUACUCUAUUCAGUGAUACUACUUUUGAUGUGAAGGUCGUAGGCCAUAAAGAAGGGCUGGAUGUCAUGGAGCGAGCUGACCCUUUAUUCCUUUUGAUUGGACUCCCUACUAUUCCUGUCAUGCUGAUACUGGGCAAAAUGAUCCGCUGGGAGGACUAUGUGCUUAGACUAUGGCGCAAAUAUUCAAAUAAACUACAAAUUCUGAACAGUAUAUUUCCAGGGAUUGGUUGUCCUGUUCCUCGAAUUCCAGCAGAAGCUAAUCCUUUAGCUGAUCAUGUCUCUGCUACUCGAAUUUUGUGUGGAGCCCUUGUCUUUCCUACUAUUGCGACGAUAGUUGGUAAACUGAUGUUCAGUAGUGUUAACUCAAAUUUACAAAGGACAAUCUUGGGUGGAAUUGCUUUUGUUGCCAUAAAAGGAGCAUUUAAGGUUUACUUCAAACAGCAGCAAUAUUUACGUCAGGCACACCGCAAAAUCCUAAAUUAUCCAGAGCAAGAAGAAGCAUAAAACUGACUUCUGGUUGUUCUGAGACCUCUCAUCCUGAUGAGCCUGUUGUGUUGUUCUGAUUCCAUCAUUAAUGCACUAGUGGAGACUGGUGAUAAGUACUGCUCCUAUAUUUUUAAGGAAUAUAAUAAAGCACGCAAAGCAGGAGAUCCUUUCAGUAAUCACAGAACCUAAGGAUACGAUUCAACUUGGUUAUUUAUAUGUACUGCUUUGACGGCCGUCGACUAAACCAUUAUCUUAGCAUGGUAAACCUGGGUUUGUUCAUAUUUUUCCAGACAAAAAUGUAAAGAUAAAACUGUAUAAAUAUUAAAAAUGGACAUGCUGUUUUAUUCUGAUGCCUCUUUUGUAUAUACUCAUGUUCAGUGUUUUCUUAGAAACAGCAACUCAAUGAAGGUCCUGUGAGGACUUUCCUCACUGGCAUAAUCUGAUUACAUGCCAAACAGGAGCCUGUGCUAAUAUGAGGAAAUGUAAAUUAGUUCUGAAUAAAUAACAAACCAAAAAACUAUACGUGAGCAUUGAAAUGAUCAUCUGAACAACAGAGAUUCUGUUGCCUUUACUUAACCCGUCAGAGAUUCUGUUGCCUUUUCCUUAACCCGUGUGACAUCUCAGAUAUAUAGGGUCAGUUUCCAGGGCUUCCAGAUCACUUUUUCACUAUUAAACUUUAUUUAUGCAAUGUUGACAUCUCAUAGUUCAUAAUGUAAUUUUGACCCAUGUAUUCGUUGUUGUCGUGUUUAUCUGUGUGUGUCUGUGCGUAUCUAUCUGGGGGGUUGUUUAGAAAAGGUGGGCGGGAGGGUGGAGAGGGAGGGACAGGAAAAAGGAGGUAGAAGGCCUUGUGUCACUCAGUGUUUUCAAAUCCUGUAUUUCUAGGACUUGGAGCUGCCAGUUAGUAAUUUAAAUAGAAUAACUUGGGAAAAAUAAUAAAAUUGCUCUUUUUUUCAUUGAUUCGGUUAUUUAGAUAUUUUUUAAUUGCCUCCCAUUUACUCAGCCACUGCAGGGUGCUGUGGGAAACAGUGGUGAACAAGAUAAACUUGGUCCCAGCUCUGACAGUUUGCAGUCUGUUAGAACAAGCAGUAAGUGAACCAAAGUGUGGUCUUGAGCACUUUGUGAAUCUCAGUCAGUGAGGUAAUUAUGAGAACAAGUCUUUAAUGAGUAUCUAGGUAUUUGGUUUGGCUAUAUCCAUUUAUAAGAUAACCAAUACUGAUGUUUUUAGGAUGUUUUGUUUUUGAGUCAGGGUCUCUCACAUAGGAUAGCCUCAAACUUCCUGUAUCUGAAGAUGACCUUGAACUCUGCUCCUCCCAAUUACAGGCUGCUGUUUUUUAUGCAGUGCUGAGGAUUGAACCCAGGGCCUUCUGCAUGCUAGGUAAACACUACAAUUGAGCUACAUCACCAUCCCUCUUUCAGAUCCUGAUUGUCAUAUUAAGGGGGCUAGCUCCUUAAUAGUCUUUGUUUAACUAGUUAUAUAUUUGUUGUUCAAAAGCAGUUACUUAGGUCAUGUUUAAUAGUGACCAUUCUACUGUUCAGCGAUCUGAAUGUUCUUUUGAUUAAAACAAAAAUUUUAAAGCUUAAAAAACGCUGUUCACAGUGUGUGGUGCAUGAUAAUAAAUGGUCCCCUACUGAGAAAUGGGUACUUUAGGAGUGUAACAAAUAUAGAUUGAGCUGGAUUAGAUUGUAAAUAAAACAUACUUUGAGUAAAGACUGAUCUUUCUAAAGGUUGAACUCAGUUUUGAGUUUUAUGGUAUCUAUGUGAAUGACUGUUGAACAUCGAGUUGUAAUUAUCUAGGAUAUAAGGGACAAUUUGACUGAAUUAACCUAACAUGGCUGUUGUUCUAAAGAGAAAAUAUGAACUCUGAUUAUAUAUAAAAAUAACUUAGGUAUCUAGCUGUAAUUAUGAAAUAUAUUGACUUUUAUAAUUCCCAGUGUGAAAAGGCAAAGAAUGACCCUGAUAAUUUUGUUAAAUUGAACAGCGCUUACAGUUAUGCAAGCACUCAGUUCCCUACGUACUACUUUAAUGUCCAAGAUAGGUUUGAUUGGCAUCAAGAUCCAUGAAGGCCAAGGAAACAGCUCUAAUCCCUUGGGGGCAGGAGGUAGAACUUUGUAGAGUUAUGGGGAAGGAACCACAAGUGCCUGCAGAAAGGAGCGAAUGCUAGCCUUGCAAUUGAAUAGUUUCAGAUCUAAAGAGCCUUAUUCCAAGAAAAUAACCCAUGCCAGUCCUGCCCGGAUGGUGACCACCCA
Messenger RNA from Myodes glareolus (Bank vole), 3168 nucleotides. The record is from RefSeq and is a predicted model, not a curated record. NCBI's taxonomy places the organism in Eukaryota, Metazoa, Chordata, Mammalia, Rodentia, Cricetidae.